Messenger RNA from Struthio camelus australis, 1707 nucleotides. It is a transcript of the gene LACTBL1, whose product is annotated as lactamase beta like 1. Lineage: Eukaryota; Metazoa; Chordata; Aves; Struthioniformes; Struthionidae. The record is from RefSeq and is a predicted model, not a curated record.
AUGGAAGUGAAGUGGAUUCACGUCUUGGUCAUCUUCUUCCUCCUGCUCUCUGUUGCUAUGAUGGGCUGCUUCCUCUGGCAGUACAGCCUCCCCAAGGUGGAGCUCAGCCCAUCUGUGAUGGAAGUGAGAUCAGAAGCUGUACAGAUGUGUCCCCGCUAUCCUGAACCGGUACCACUGGACCACCCCAUCCCCAUUCUGAAGGAUGCACUGGAGAAGGUGGAUAUGAAGCUGCGCCAAAGGAUUCAUAGCUCUGGUGUCCCUGCCAUGUCUGCCAUAGUUAUCUACAAUGAUACUGUUCUAUGGACAGGCAACUUUGGGAAGAAGAAUGGUUCGGACCCCUUCUCAGUGGUGCCCAAUGAGUACACCAUUUACAGAAUUGCCAGUGUCUCCAAGAUCUUUCCCACCAUUAUGUUGUACAAGAUGUGGGAGGAAGGGAAAGUCACGUCCCUGGACGACCCUUUGGAACGCUAUGCCCAGAACUUUGCUAUUAAAAACCCUCUGGGAAGACUUAAGGAACCAGAACAGAGAUACACAGCAGAUGGACUGAUUUUUUUGGAAAAAGGCUCGAUGCCACUUAAGCCAUCACCUGUUACCUUGCGCAGAAUGGCCAGCCAGCUCUCAGGUCUGCCCAGGCGGCUGCGAUCUACCAGCCUGCUGUGGAAAGGCAAUACGCAAGAUGCCCUAGCUCUCCUGAAAGAUGAUGUAUUGGUUGCUGACCCAGGAACCAGGUGCCAUUACAGCAAUUUAGCCUUCUCACUGAUGGCACAUGUGCUGGCUGACCACGUGGCGGAGGGGGAAUACCAGCGUUGGAUCUCAGAGAACAUCCUGGACCGCUUGGGCAUGGAGGAUACCGGCUUUGACAUCACGCCUCCGAUCCGCUCCCAGAUGGCCGUGGGCUUCUAUGGCAGCCGGCAGCCAGCCCCUCUUUACGACCUCGGCUGGUACAGGCCUUCUGGCCAGAUGUACUCCACAGCUGCUGACCUUGCCAAGCUGGCAAUGGUCUUUUUAGGCACCUAUCACCGUCGCCUCUUAGAGCCUGACACUGUGAAGACGAUGCUGACCCCUCUGUUUAAGUGCUCCACUGACUAUUUUGCUAACAAGACUGGCACACCGUGGGAGAUUAAUGAGCAAUUGGGCUAUGAUGUCAUUAGGAAGGAUGGAGACCUCGAUGGUUAUUCAGCUACUUUCUCCCUUAUCCCCAAACUCCGUCUGAGCUUCAUUGUGCUGAUGGCAGGACCUAGGCCACAGGGGAGAGACAUUGUGAGCCAGACAUAUGAGUAUCUUAUUCCUGCCAUGGAGACGGCGUUCAGGGAAGCAGAGAAAAGCUUGAUUCCUCCUCCAAGCCCAGUCCCUUAUGUUGGCUACUACACCUAUUCCAAUCUGACUUUCUAUGAGAUCAAAGUUGGACCUGGUGGGGUGCUGGUCAUGCAGCAGUUUGGGCCUCAUGUUGAAGAGCUAAUCCCUGAAAAGUACCGGACAAUCAAGCUCCACCACUUGGAAGAUCGAGUCUUCCAGGUUGUUUUUGACAAGGAGUUCCCAUGUGUUCUGCACCUGGGCUCUGCCUCCAUCUCGUUGGAGACUCAAGAUGGGCAGCUUUUCAAUUUUUAUCCAUUCGAUCGCAAGGGCUUGUCUCCUGGUUUUGAUGCACCAGGGCUGAACACAUACAAUGUGGUGCGUGUGCUUCGUAAACCUGUAUUCUAUAGCUAA